This is a messenger RNA of Mercenaria mercenaria, 2529 nucleotides long. RefSeq names its product stromelysin-1-like. NCBI's taxonomy places the organism in Eukaryota, Metazoa, Mollusca, Bivalvia, Venerida, Veneridae. Gene Ontology annotation, molecular function: zinc ion binding; metalloendopeptidase activity. The record is from RefSeq and is a predicted model, not a curated record. The coding region runs from base 202 to 1836 and encodes 544 amino acids. The transcript is spliced from 2 exons. Gene Ontology annotation, biological process: proteolysis; extracellular matrix organization; collagen catabolic process. Gene Ontology annotation, cellular component: extracellular matrix.
UCCUUAUAAGGCAUUUAGGCUCGGACUUACGUACUUAGUGUUGAGAAUUUACCGUAACUUUUAAUGACCCCAGUUAUGAUUCAGCUAAAAUAAUAGCGUUUGACACAUUUCCGCCACUGUUUUAUAUAAAAAUCAACAUCUAAAACAUUGGCUUUCAUUAUUCUGCGAGUGACAGAAAGUUUUAACUUGAUUUAGUUUCAAAUGGAUGUUAUUGUUUAUAUAUAUGUUGGACUGUUGGCGGGUUUUCUGCCGUCUGCUUUGUCAAAGAACUACGACUGUGAACUGCCCAGCAAAAACUGUCCGGCAAAAACUCAGGAAUAUCUAGAAUUCUAUGGCUACCUUGAUCCAGAGAAGCCGUGUAUAAGGGAAGACAUCGUGGCAGCCCUAACGAAAUUCCAGGAGUUAAAUAUUGACUUUAUGGGAUUAAAUGUUACUGGUGAAUGUGACAAUAUCACCGUUCUCGUAAUGAACCAGCCAAGGUGUGGUUGCGAAGAUAUUGUCAAAUUUGAUAUGAAAAAGAUGAUGCCACAAAAUUUUAUCGGCCCUCAGGAGUUUCGUCUUGGAAACACCAAGUGGCGAAAGAAAGAGCUUACGUGGAGUGUGCUGAAAUAUCCUCGGAAUCCUCAAACAACCUCCAAGAUGUCAAAUUCUGAUGUAGAUGACGCAAUGCGAAGAGCGCUUGAUAUUUGGGCAAAAGUCACAACAUUGUCUUUCCGUCAGUUGACAAACGACAGAAACGCUGAUAUCACGAUCAAGUUUGAGGUUCGUAGGCAUACAUCCACUGGGCCAUAUUAUGAUUUUGACGGACCAGGCAAUGUCCUGGCACACGCUUUCUUUCCAGAAUCCGGAAUCGUUCAUUUUGAUGACGACGAACAUUUUGUUCUAAAUAAUAACGAAGGAACAGAACUGUUUAUUGUGGCGGCGCACGAAUUCGGACAUACUCUAGGUAUUUCCCACUCUAACAUCAAGGACGCCUUAAUGGCACCCUAUUAUCGUUAUUCAAAGUCAUUGCAACUUCAUACAGACGACAUUGGCGCUGUUCAAACUCUUUAUGGUCCAUCAGAUAAAAACAGACCGGCUACAACAUCAAGGCCGACUAAUCCACCAACACCUAGGCCAACACCUAAACCCACAGUGCCUCACACGGUUCCGGCUUACUGCAAUAUGCAGAUAAAGGCGUCAUUUAGUAUAAAUCAAAACACCUACGUGUUUACACGAGAAAACGUUGGCUACAUGCGCACGAAAACAUUUGUCUACAAAGUUACACGAGACGGUCUGCAACCAACAAGUAGAAAACCGAUCGAAGAUAUGUUUAUCAAAACCGGAAGCCGUCGAUACCCUAGGGCACAUCCGUACAGGGUGGAUGCUGCGGCAUACAUUCCUCACAAACGAUAUAUUUUCUUGUUUAGUGGCACACGUGCAUACCGCUAUUCCAUUAGACGAGAAGACUACCGGUCUGAGGGUCCUUUCGUACUUGAUGAAAGGCAAGGAUUUCCAAAGUGGAUGGAUGUAACCGAAUUUCCGGAAAGACCACGAGCGGCAGUUGCCAUGCCCUAUUCAAACUACAAUUCCUACUACAUGCUUAUUUUCGGUACAACAAUGGUCUGGGACUGGAACUUCUACAGUGAGCGCGUUGGUGCCUGGGCCUAUCCAAUUGACGUAUUCGGUCGCAACAUGCCACAACGAGUUGACGGCGCAUAUUUAGAGAAUGACAAAAGAAAUGUAAUUUUCUUCAAGAAUCAUAAAUUCUACAAAUUUGAGGUUCGAAGACGACGUGUUGUGGACACGAACGUUAUGGACGUGAAGCGCGAUUUCUUCAAAGGACGUUGUGCGUAACACUAUUUGAUAACCAGUUGAGCCUACCGUAUAUAAGAUAUAUAAGACUGUUUACAUCAAAUAUAUGCAGUGAGACGUUGUCAAAAAUAUAACUCCAUGCCGUUAGUAAGUAUGAUAAAAUUAUUCAUAAUGAUAUGACAGUAAAUUGUUUCGUUUGCACUUCAAUAUUUGAUUAUCUUGUGAAAAGAUCUAGACAACAGCCAACAGUGUACAUCUGUUCAUAUUUAUUAUAUGUGUGUUGGGGGGGGGUGGGGGGGGAAUUCACAUUUCAUUACCCCACAGGCUCAGAUUUAGACAAAACGGGCUUGCUGCUUUGAGUGAUUGCUUUCUGUGCUUUCAAAGGGUGUUCUUAUAGACAUUUUUUUAUUUAUCAGGUAAAUGUCUUCAUAUGAGUAGCAGCAACAUCUGAUAAGGUUUUCAUGUCAGUUAGUACUGAAAGAAAAAAAAAUGCAUGAUAAAAAAGCAAUCAUAAACAGAUGAAGUAACGUGAAUAUAUACAUUUAUCACAUGGCUCCUUAUAUAUUUGGAAAGCUAUUGAUAUUGUCAUGUCGUAAUGAUAUUAACAUGCAAUGCAUUCUUAACCUUCUUCGCAUUACAAUUCAGAUCGUAUGUACAUUUUGUGCACUGCCCUCCCAUAGACUAUGUAUUGUAUGUCUCAAUGUUGAAAAUAAACUAUCAAGCUAUAUUACUCAC